Molecule: messenger RNA, 984 nt
Organism: Oryza sativa Japonica Group (Japanese rice)
Lineage: Eukaryota; Viridiplantae; Streptophyta; Magnoliopsida; Poales; Poaceae
Biological process (GO): ribosome assembly; ribosomal large subunit biogenesis
Cellular component (GO): nucleus; preribosome, large subunit precursor; nucleolus
Molecular function (GO): RNA binding
Source: RefSeq, a predicted model, not a curated record
AAAAACCAAGAGGUCGCGCACCCAAAGCCCUAGUCCUCCUCCAUCCCCAAACUCCGCCGCCGCCGCCGUCACCGCCGCUCGCCACCGCCGCGGCCGCCAUGAGGGCGCUCGACGAGAAGGAGACGAAGAUGGUGUUCGAGAAGCUGUUCAAGUUCACGGGGCCGAACCUGAAGCACCUCCUGGAGCGGCCGGCGGUGGAGGGGCCCGACCCGCAGGCCGGGCGCUACUGCCUCCGCCUCCACAAGAACCGCGUCUACUACGCCUCCGAGGCGCUCGUCCGCCGCGCCACCGCCGUCGCCCGCCCGCGCCUCGCCGGGGUCGGCACGCCCAUCGGCAAGUUCACCCACGGCGGCGCGUUCCACCUCACCGUCCACGCCCUCGACCUCCUCGCCGCCCACGCCCGCCGCCGCGUCUGGCUCAAGCCCGACACCGAGCGCUCCUUCCUCUUCGGCAACUCCGUGCCCAAGUCCUCCCUCGCCCGCAUCACAGAGAACACCAAGGCCAACGACGGCGUCGUCGUCAUGUCCAUGGCCGACGUCCCGCUCGGCUUCGGCAUCGCCGCCAGGUCGGCGCAGGACUGCAGGAAGGCCGACACCAACGCCGUCGUUGUGCUGCACCAGUCUGACGCAGGCGAGUACCUCCGCCGGGAGGAGGAGCUCAUGUGAGGUGUUGAGGUUUGACACAUUGGCGUGACUGCAGGACUGAAGGAUGCGCUUCCUCUUCAUGCGAUAAUUCGAAGUUUUUCUACCACCAGUAAAUGUGCGAUUUUUACCUAGUUUUAAGAUAGUGGAGGUCUGUUGUAUCAUCUAUCUAGUAGAAAAAUUUUGUUCCCAGGCUGUUCUAUGGGCCUAAAAGUGUUCUGUUAAGCUGUAACUUAUCGGUAAGCUACUGCAUGACUGAAUGCUGCAGGCCUGCAGUAACAUUUGAUCGUGAUCAAUGAUAUACUUGUCUUAUGGACCCUACGGAUAAACCCUGUCUGUCCAA